GUACACCGAGAGUCAGAUUGCAGCAUUUUUUAGAUUCGAACUGGUAGACCUGCUAAGACGUCACAAUGGGGUCACUGAUGGCCAAAGCAAUGGAUGAGAGUUUCAAAAAGAACAAGGAAUUCAUGACUGAAAUGCAAGUUACCACCGUCCAACGUCAAAUUCAGAUGCAGAAUAAAAUGAGAGAACGUGGUAUGGCGAUGCAGCUUGCAGGGUCGAGAGAACUCUUCAAUUGGUUAGCUUCGUUCUAUGGUGUUGUUGCAGUAGCAGGCUUGGCUGGCGCUGCUAAAGGUAGCAAGGCGGCUCUUGUUCCGCUGAUACCUCUUACCUUCCUAGUCGGUUACCAGUGGGACUACUGCUUUAAUACCAAGGUAGAGAGAAUAAGAAAGGAAGCUGAGCGCAUCUUGAACGAAGAACCUUCUAUCCUGUCACUACCUAAUGGUCUUCCAACCUUUGAGGAUAUCGAAGCAGCCAGGACUAAGGCAUCAAAACAGGACUAAAUCUCACCUAAUACCUAUCUAUGAUGCAAGUGUACAAGUGCUCUUCU
This is a messenger RNA of Lytechinus variegatus (green sea urchin), 544 nucleotides long. Its product is annotated as plasminogen receptor (KT)-like. The record is from RefSeq and is a predicted model, not a curated record. Gene Ontology annotation, biological process: positive regulation of plasminogen activation. The transcript has 5 exons. Bases 66 to 497 code for a protein of 143 amino acids. Gene Ontology annotation, cellular component: plasma membrane. NCBI's taxonomy places the organism in Eukaryota, Metazoa, Echinodermata, Echinoidea, Temnopleuroida, Toxopneustidae.